CAAAAUGGAUAAUAAAGAAAACAUUUUUGGCAGUAAUGGUGGUAUAAAUCACAAUAAUACCACAGGUAAUAGUAAUUGUUUUCAAAUGUUUCAUGAAAGUGGCGAAUCUAGUGAUAAUCUUGACAAAACAAUACCAGUAAGAAGUCGUAAUGGUUCAAUGGGUAAUUGUCAGACACGUUACGAAAUAUCAUCAAAUAAUGGUGAUUGGGGUGACAUGACCUUUUGUAUGGCUGAUUAUUUGAAAGAAGCCAUGAAAAUGAUGUCGAUGAUGCAAACACAUAACAUGUUAACAGAUGUCAUAUUAGAAGUUGGUUCGAAAUUAUUUCACGCACAUAAAGUAGUAUUGGCCGCGGCAAGUCCAUAUUUUAAAGCAAUGUUUACAAGUGGUUUAAAAGAAUCUGAAAUGACUAGGGUGAAAUUACAAGAAGUCUCACCGACAGCUAUGGCUCGAUUAAUGACUUUCAUGUAUACAGGACAAAUACGUGUGACAGAAGUAACUGUAUGUCAAUUGUUGCCAGCAGCGGCUAUGUUCCAAGUGUCCAAUGUGAUUGAAGCAUGUUGUUCAUUUUUGGAACGUCAAUUGGAUCCAACAAAUGCAAUUGGUAUUGCAAAUUUUGCUGAACAAUAUGGAUGCUAUGACUUAAAACAGAAGGCCAAUCAAUUUAUUGAACGACAUUUUACGCAGAUUUGCCAAGAAGAAGAAUUUCUCCAAUUAAAUGCGAAACAACUAAUAUCAUUGAUUCGUAAAGAUGAAUUGAAUGUACAAGAAGAAAAAGAAGUUUACAACGCCGUAUUAAAAUGGGUCAAAUACGACGAAGACAACCGUUACCCAAUGAUGGAACAUAUAUUAUGUCAAGUUCGAUGCCAAUUUUUAACACCAAACUUUUUAAAAGAUCAAAUGAAAAAUUGUGAUGUUUUAAAAAAAGUUCCCGCAUGUCGUGAAUAUUUAGCACAAAUAUUUAAAGAUUUAACGCUACACAAGAGACCUAAAGUUAAAGAACGUAUACCAAAUACCCCCCGUAUUAUAUAUAUCGCGGGGGGCUACUUACGACAAUCGUUAGAUUUAGUUGAAGGUUAUAAUGUUGACGACAAAACAUGGAUUACGCUAGAUAAAUUAACAGUACCGAGAUCGGGUUUAGGUGGUGCAUUUUUAAAAGGUUAUUUUUAUUCGGUUGGUGGUCGGAAUAACAGUCGUGAAACAACGGAGGACUCUGAUUGGGUAGAUCGAUAUAAUCCGUUAAAAGAUGAAUGGCGACCUUGUAGCCCGAUGUCAGUUGCACGGAAUCGUGUCGGUGUGGCAGUGAUGGAUGGUUUAUUAUAUGCAGUGGGUGGUAGUUCCGGUUCUGAGUAUCAUGAUAGUGUCGAAUGUUAUGAUCCAGACGUAGAUCGUUGGACUAAUGUGAAAUCAAUGCAUGUGAAACGUUUAGGUGUUGGGGUUGCUGUAGUAAAUCGCAUAUUAUAUGCAAUCGGUGGUUUUGAUGGGGUACAACGACUAAACUCUGCUGAAUGUUAUCAUCCGGAGAAUGAUGAAUGGACAAUGAUAUCACCAAUGCAAACAUUGCGCAGUGGAGCAGGAGUGGCAGCUAUUAAUCAAUAUAUUUAUGUUGUGGGAGGCUAUGAUGGUGUACGACAACUGAAUACUGUGGAACGUUAUGAUACCGAAAAUGAUAGAUGGGAAUUUGUGGCUAGUAUUAGAGUUGCACGUAGUGCGUUAAGUUUGACAGUAUUAGAUGGGAAAUUAUAUGCAACGGGUGGCUUUGAUAGUCAAAAUUUUUUAUCAUUAGUUGAAGUGUACGACCCAGCAAAGAAUGAAUGGGAAGAAGGUGUACCCCUAACAUCAGGACGAUCCGGGCAUGCGAGUGCUGUAAGUUAUUAGCAUCAAUGUUAUCGGCAUUGUGAUCAUCCCCAUGAUGAACAUCACGAUUUACACAAUUAUAAUACUAGCAAUAAUUCAUCAAGCACGACUACUAGUACUUGUACUAAUAAUAUUGAUGGAAGUGGAAGAAUCUCUUGGCGAUAACGUAAGACGAACAAAUGUAUAGACCACAAUUUUCAAGGUGUGAUAUUUAUUUAGGACUUAUUAACAAAUUAUUUUUCCUUGUCCCCCAAUCCAAAUCCCUCUUCCCAUAUAUUAUAAAGAAAAUCAUCCAUUCGAGUUUAUGUAGUUUUUAAAAUAAG
Messenger RNA from Chrysoperla carnea, 2178 nucleotides. It is a transcript of the gene Keap1, whose product is annotated as kelch-like ECH-associated protein 1B. Gene Ontology annotation, molecular function: protein binding. NCBI's taxonomy places the organism in Eukaryota, Metazoa, Arthropoda, Insecta, Neuroptera, Chrysopidae. Bases 5 to 1876 code for a protein of 623 amino acids. The record is from RefSeq and is a predicted model, not a curated record. The transcript is spliced from 4 exons.